This is a messenger RNA of Zophobas morio, 1143 nucleotides long. RefSeq names its product odorant receptor Or1-like. Bases 1 to 1143 code for a protein of 380 amino acids. Gene Ontology annotation, biological process: detection of chemical stimulus involved in sensory perception of smell; sensory perception of smell. Gene Ontology annotation, molecular function: odorant binding; olfactory receptor activity. The transcript has 7 exons. Lineage: Eukaryota; Metazoa; Arthropoda; Insecta; Coleoptera; Tenebrionidae. Gene Ontology annotation, cellular component: plasma membrane. The record is from RefSeq and is a predicted model, not a curated record.
AUGGUCCAACGACGCACCACACCACAUAACACACAACAGUUAGUUAAAAGUAUUUUCGGUGUGAACUUGUUAGUUAUGAGGGUUCUUGGUUUUUAUCCUCCUCGGAAAUUUUUGUCGACUUUGUAUCUAGUCACGGAUCCGAAUUUGAAUUUAGACAAAGUAGCGGACAGUGCGUUCAUCAUAUGCCAGCUGGGAUGUUUUAUUAUUAAAAUGUUGCCAUUUUUGCUCAAUGGCAAGGAAAUUAGGGAAAGUAUUUACAUGAUGGAACAUGAAACAUUUGUUAAGUUUACUAGAGAACAGGAACAUAUUAUUCAGGAUUGUAGAAAAAUGUGUAGACGGACAAGCUAUUUAUUUUUGAGUUUUUGUUCGGCCUGUCUUACAACUUGGGCGAUUACGCCCCUGUUCGAAAAGGAACCCAAGUUGCCGAUAGAUGUGUGGUUGCCUUACGACUUUGGAAAAAAUAAAAAGCUGUACCUUAUAAGUUACCUUUACACAUUUGCAGGCACUGGCAGUGGAGCCCUAUCUAAUGGAGCAAUAGAUCCACUAAUUGCAGGAAUGGCCUACUUUGCAACUUGUCAAAUAAAAAUCUUGAAAGACAAUUUACAACACUUGGGUAAACACUUAGAAACAGAGAGAAACAACAAUGAAAACCCGCGUGAUGCAGAAAAUUUAAAACACGAAUUAAUAUACAGUCAAAUCAGAAACUGCGUUUAUCAUCACAACGUUAUCAUAAAGUUUGUGGAAAAUUACGAAAAUGUGUUUUCGUUUGUAGUGUUUACGCAAUUUUGUGCCAGUGUUCUUGUUAUUUGCAUUUGUUGCUUUAGGCUCAGCCAGAUGACCUCCUUUUCAAUGAGCUUUGUCUGGAUGGCGAUUUUUCUUUGUACAAUGUUGUCUGAAAUUUUCUUGUAUUGUAUCUACGGCACGACGCUUUUUGAAGAGAAUAGUACAUUAAUGCAAGCUGUACAUAUGGGAAAAUGGUACGAAUAUGACCAGAAGUCAAAGAAGUCGUUAAUAGUUUUAAUGGAACGGUCUAAACGACCGAUGGUUGUAACUGCCGGAAAAAUUCUAGAUUUGUCGCUAGAAACAUUUACUACGAUCCUAAGAAGAGCGUAUUCUCUACUUGCUGUUCUUAAAAAUUACUGA